This is a messenger RNA of Guillardia theta CCMP2712, 204 nucleotides long. RefSeq lists its product as hypothetical. NCBI's taxonomy places the organism in Eukaryota, Cryptophyceae, Pyrenomonadales, Geminigeraceae. The transcript is spliced from 2 exons. The annotation marks the transcript as partial. Gene Ontology annotation, molecular function: DNA binding. The record is from RefSeq and is a predicted model, not a curated record.
GCGGAGAAGUCAAGGACGCAGUACAACCAGAGCCAGUGGACGCAGGAGGAGCACAAGCGGUUUGUGGAGGCGCUGGCAAGGUACCAGCAGCUGGGGAGCCGACGGGACCCGGUCACGGGCAAGGUAGCGGCGCUUGUGGGAACGAGGACUCCUCUGCAAGUGAGGACGCAUGCACAGAAGUACUUCAUGAAGCUGAGCACGGGG